AGAGAGAGAGAGAAGGAGAGAGCGUGCGUACGCACGGGGAGAGAUAGCAAGAGAGUAAGUAACGGAGUGAGUGAGUGAGUUAGAGAGAGCGACAAUACAGAGACGGAGAGAGACAGCAAAAGAGAGAGAGAGAAGGAGAGAGAGAGAGAGAGAGCACUGAAGCGGUGCCGAGGCAAUCCGUCCGCUAGUGACAGACCGGAGCCAUGGUCUGCGUCCCCGCACACUCCGCCUGCGCUCUCCCCUCCGCCACCACCGUCCUCCUCCUCCUCCGCUCCCUGCUCCGCGUCCCUGCUCUCCGACCGGGCUGCUCGCUGGAGCUCUCCCUCUCCGCCUCCGUCUCCGUCUCCGUCUCCGUCUCCCCCGCCGCUGGGCUGUAGGGCUGUAGGGCGAUGCUACUGGUGUUGGGGGCACGCUUGGAAGCCUGAGCUCGCUAGCACUGAUCGCAGGUCACCAUGUGGUGUUUGCACUGCACCUCGGAGAAGACCCAGUCUCUACUGGAGCUGGAGCCCGACAGCUGUGUGGAGGGCGAUGUCCAGGGCAGUGAGCCCGGCUCGUCUCUGGACGGCGCCAACUACAGCCAGGGUCCAGUGACCCGCAGCUCGUCCAUCAGCCCGGACCAGUUCGACGGGGCCGUGUACGGCCACCCGGUGCAGCCGGGUCCUCAGAGGCCUCGCCGGCCCAAGCUGCAGCACUCGCAGUCCAUCCUGCGCAAACAGGCCGAGGAGGAGGCCAUCAAGCGCUCGCGCUCGCUCUCCGAGAGCUAUGAGCUCUCCACCGACCUCCAGGACAAACAGGUAGAGAUGCUAGAACGCAAAUAUGGAGGACGGUUCAUAACACGGCAUGCAGCGCGCACCAUCCAAACGGCGUUCCGUCAGUAUCAGAUGAACAAAAACUUUGAGCGCCUGAGGAGUUCCAUGUCGGAGAACCGCAUGUCACGGAGGAUCGUGCUGUCCAAUAUGAGAAUGCAGUUUUCCUUUGAAGGACCCGAGAAAGUUCACAGCUCCUACUUCGAGGGCAAGCAGGUGUCGCUGACGGACGACGGCGGUCCGCUGGGAGCCAUGGUGGAGGAGUGCGGCGAGAUGGAGGACUCCGGGAACAUGGCGUCCCCGGCCGCCCAGAGUGACCUGACGGACGCCAUCACCGAGCUGGAGGACGCCUUCUCCCGGCAGGUGAAGUCGCUGGCCGAGUCCAUCGACGACGCGCUCAACUGCCGCAGCCUCCACGGCGACGAGGGCCCCUCGGAGCAGGCGAUGAUGGGCCGCCAGGAGGUGGAGCCGGAGAUCGUCUACCAGAUCCGGCCGGCGCACGCGGCCGCGCACCGGCACAAGCUGGACGACAUGAUGGCCUCCUACAGCGACGUGACGCUCUUCAUCGACGAGGAGGAGCUCUCGCCGCCCAUCCAGCUGGCGCGCUCCUCGCUGGACCAGCCGUCCAGCACCGAGUCGGACCAGCGCGGCGGCGGCCAGUCGGUCAGCUCCUCGCAGGACUACUGGCCGCUCGACCCCAAGGACACGGACAAGGACACGGACACCAGCUGCCGGAGCACGCCGUCGGUGGAGUGCCAGGAUCAGACGCCGCCGCCGCCGCUGCCUCAGCAGAGACUCCGCGUUGACCACCUGCCGCUGCUGACCAUCGAGCCGCCCAGCGACAGCUCGGUGGAGCUCAGCGACCGCUCCGAGCGCAGCUCCGUCAAGCGGCAGGCGGUGUUCGAGCGCGCGGUGGUGGGCCCGCCGCAGGCCAGCCCCAAGCACAUCUCGCACGGACUCCCUCCCCGCGGGCCCGUCCCGUCGCGCGGUAGCGGGGGCCCCGGCGGCGACGACGACCACCACCCCCCCAUCCGGCACCGGCACCGGCAGCUGGAGAGCCACCUGGCCAUCAACGGCAACCGGCAGAGCAAGUCGGAGUCGGACUUCUCGGACGGCGACAACGACAGCAUCAACAGCACGUCCAACUCCAACGACACCAUCAACUGCAGCUCGGAGUCGUCGUCGCGCGACAGCCUCCGCGAGCAGACGCUCAGCAAGCAGACGUACCACAAGGAGACGCGCAACAGCUGGGACUCGCCCGCCUUCAGCAACGACGUCAUCCGCAAGCGCUACUACCGCAUCGGACUCAACCUCUUCAACAAAAAGCCCGAGAAAGGUAUUCAGUACCUGACGGAGAGGGGGUUCGUCCCCGACACCCCUGUGGGAGUGGCUCACUUCCUGCUUCAGAGGAAAGGUCUGAGUCGACAGAUGAUUGGCGAGUUUCUGGGUAAUCGACAGAAGCAGUUCAACAGGGAUGUGCUGGACUGUGUGGUGGACGAGAUGGACUUCUCAGGGAUGGAGCUGGACGAAGCCCUCAGGAAAUUCCAGGCCCACAUCCGGGUGCAGGGGGAAGCACAGAAGGUUGAGCGCAUGAUAGAGGCUUUCAGCCAGCGCUACUGCAUAUGUAACCCCGGGGUCGUGCGUCAGUUCCGAAAUCCGGACACCAUCUUCAUCCUGGCAUUUGCCAUCAUCCUCCUCAACACGGACAUGUACAGUCCCAACGUGAAGCCGGAGAGGAAGAUGAAGCUGGAGGACUUCAUCAAGAACCUCCGCGGUGAGCGGGAUGAUGGAGAGGACAUCCCCCGUGAGACGCUGGUGGGGAUUUACGAGCGCAUCCGCAAGCGCGAGCUCAAGACCAGCGAGGACCACGUCUCCCAGGUGCAGAAGGUGGAGAAGCUCAUCGUGGGCAAGAAGCCGAUUGGAUCUCUUCACCAUGGACUGGGCUGUGUGCUGUCCCUGCCCCACCGCAGACUGGUGUGUUACUGCAGGCUGUUUGAAGUGCCAGACCCCAACAAGCCACAGAAACUAGGCGUUCACCAGCGGGAGAUCUUCCUGUUCAACGACCUCCUGGUGGUGACGAAGAUCUUCCAGAAGAAAAAGAACUCCGUUACGUACAGCUUCAGGCAGUCCUUCUCUCUGUAUGGGAUGCAAGUCACUCUCUUUGAAAAUCAGCAUUACCCAAAUGGCAUCCGGCUCACGUCGGCCAUUCCAGGUGCUGACAUCAAAGUCCUCAUCAGCUUCAACGCUCCGAACCCUCAGGACCGCAAGAAGUUCACAGACGACCUUCGCGAGUCCAUCGCCGAGGUGCAGGAGAUGGAAAAAUGCAGGAUAGAGUGUAACUGGGAGAAGCAGAAGGGCGUGGUGCGGCCCAGCAUGUCCCAGAGCAUGUCGGGCCUGAAGAAGGAGGCGGGCAACGGCAGCAUGAGCCGCGCCAGCCUGGACGACACCUACGCCAUGGGCGAGGGCCUCAAGAGGAGCGCGCUCAGUAGCUCGCUACGAGACCUCUCCGAAGCAGGCAAGCGCGGGCGCCGCAGCAGUGCAGGAUCACUAGACAGCAAUAUGGAAGGGUCCACCAUUAGCAGCCCGCACAUCCGCCGGAGAGUCACCACCCACGAGUGCUCGUCCCGCGGGCACCCGCCCGUCCCCAACUCCUCCUCCCUCCUGGGGUCGCUCUUCGGCAGCCGGCGGGGCAAGUCCUCCUCCUCUUCCUCCUCACAGGGCCACCCUCCCCCACCGCCCUCGUCCCACCCGACCCUGAUCGCCCACACGCCCCACCCGGCCAACCUGCACCACACGGCGCAGGCGGAGGGGCACGGCUCGCACCACCAACACCACCAACAACACCACAGCCACAACAGGGGGGAGCAGAACCCUCCGCCCUACCACCACCACCACCACUACCACCCCCCUUCGUCUUCCUCCCACAGCCGCCGGGAGCGGGAGGCCCCGCCGUCCUCCUCGUCACACUCGCACCUCUUCCACCAGCAGUCGUCUCACGCUUCGCACUCCUCCUCCUCGUCCCACGCUCCCCCCCCCUCGCAGUACCCGGGCUACGGCUCGCACGCGCACACACACUCGCACUCGCACGGGCACGGGCACUCCUCGCACGGGCACGGUCACUCGGGCCACGGGCAGUCGCACACGUCGCACGCGUCGCACUCCUCGCAUUCCCAGCACGCGCCGUCCACGUCCUCGUCAUCGCACCACCACCACCAUCACCUCCACAGCCAGCAGGGGGCGCCUGCGGGCCCGGGGCCCAGCAACUCCAAAUCCAAACACAGCGGCAUCAGCACUGUGGUCUGACAGCCUGGUGCUGCAGCUGAGGAUGGCGUCGAGCGUCGAGUGUCGUGUGUCGUGCGUCAGGCGUCAGGCGUCAGGUGGACAUGUCAGACAGACAAGACGGACAGUGACAGUGAGUGACCGGGCCGCUGUGAGCAGCAGCUGUGGUGCAGUUGCUCUCCCUGUUCAGCAGGGGGAGCUCUAACCAGCUGUAUAAUGUGCAGGUUUCCAAAAAAAGCAAAAACGAAAAAAAGCAAAGAAAGACUCCUACUACUACUACUACUCCGACUCUUACCUGACUGGCCUCAUUUCUCCAAAAGGAUGCUCCCUCUGCCGGCUCUUGUGUUAUCAUUGUUGGAUUUCUUCAGUUUUGUUCUCUUGUCCCCUGUCUCAGCGGCCUGCAUUACCCAGCCCCUUUCUUCAGCCAAAGCUAAUAUCUGCUCCCCCAACAGCAUUGCGUUUUCACAUAUCCAUUCGACUAGUACUCAUUCAUCUUCCCUUCA
Molecule: messenger RNA, 4588 nt
Organism: Sardina pilchardus (European sardine)
Lineage: Eukaryota; Metazoa; Chordata; Actinopteri; Clupeiformes; Clupeidae
Gene: iqsec1a
Product: IQ motif and Sec7 domain ArfGEF 1a
Exons: 14
Coding region: 453-4109 (1218 amino acids)
Biological process (GO): actin cytoskeleton organization; regulation of ARF protein signal transduction
Molecular function (GO): guanyl-nucleotide exchange factor activity; protein binding
Source: RefSeq, a predicted model, not a curated record